AUGAAACUUGCGCUCUUUGGAAUACAUGGCAUAGCUGUUGUUCUUGAAAACAAAUUCAAAAAUAUUGAAUCACAGUGGAUAGGUCGAGUGUCGUUGGUUCGUGCUGCCCUACUCUUUGGCAGACGAGAACCUGUCAUGCCGAUAAUGGCAUAUGCCUGGGCUUCUUGUACAUCCCGAGUGAUAUAUGGUAAAAGUUUAUUUGUAGAUGACUGA
Dracunculus medinensis (Guinea worm) is the source of this 213-nucleotide messenger RNA. Lineage: Eukaryota; Metazoa; Nematoda; Chromadorea; Rhabditida; Dracunculidae. The record is from the annotation of a GenBank genome assembly.